AUGAAGAAUGACAAUGAUGUCGAAGCAAACUGUCAGCUCUGUUUUCCGAUCAUAAAGAAAAUUAGCGGGAGUCUUAAUUCAUCAUCUAACUUCAUCAGACAUAUAAAAAGAGUUCAUCCUGAAAAACUAGAAGAGUAUAAGCGGUAUAAACAAUCUAAGAGAAAUUCGAAAUUAAACAAAAGAUGCCACACUAUAACUGAUCCUGAAGGACCAUCGACGGCAUCGACUAGUGCCAGUAGCCAUAAGCAACCUAGACUAAUGCAGACACUUCUAGGCAGCGGAAACGUUAGGGUUGACCAAGCUAAUUUUGAAAAACGGGUGGUAAAUUUUAUUUUAGAAAAAAUAGUUAGAACAAUUACAGAUAAUGGAAGCAACUUCGUUAAAGCAUUUGAACAAUACCACAUAACCAAUGAUGAAGAGGAAGCGAUAAAUGCAGAUGAUAUAUUUCAGGUAAUAAAUAUAAAUGAAGAGAAAGACACGGAACUUUUGGAGAAUGACGAUAUGGAUGUCGAUUCAGCUGAACAGUUCACUUUACCGAAACAUUUCCGAUGUGCCAGCCAUACACUAAAUUUAAUAGCCACAACGGAUUACAAAAAUUUAAUUAAAGAAAAUGCAGUUCUGCGAAAGCGCCAUACUGCAGCAUUUCAAAAAUGUAACCUGCUUUGGAAUAAAGCUAAUAGACCAAAAUCAAAUGAAAUUAUUCAGAACAUUUUAGGGCACACACUUAGCCGUCCAGGUAUUACUCGAUGGAAUUCACUUUAUGAUUCUGUAAAGCAAAUUCUAAAAGAAAAGGUCAAGCUCAAUACACUUUUUAAGAAACUGGAACUGGAACCAUUUAAAGGGACUGAACUUUUAUUUUUAGAAGAUUAUUGUAUGGUAAUGGAACCUCUAGCCCAUACAUUGGAUUUUCUUCAAGGAGAGCACGCGAACAACUCAUUUUUUGGGUUCUUGUUACCGAGUUUAUUAUCUCUAAUAAAUAAAUAUGAAAAAAAAAGUAGCGGUCCGUACCACAUACAAAUAUGGAGGUGAAUACAUAGCCAAAAUGUGCCUCGACAACCUGAGAAGAAGAUUUGCUGACAUACUGUCGCUUAAUUGUAAAGAAGUCGUAAUUGCAGCCGUUUUAAUUCCUCAAUUUAAAUUCAGAUGGUAUAAUAUCGUAAAGUAUCCUACAUAUACUAAAGAGGAUAUAAAAAAGUUUAUUAUAGACGCAGCUAGAGACUUAGACGAUUCAAACUAUGAUUUCUUAUCAGAUGAGAGUGACACAACCAAUUUAGACCAAUUCUUUGA
Molecule: messenger RNA, 1287 nt
Organism: Diabrotica virgifera virgifera (western corn rootworm)
Lineage: Eukaryota; Metazoa; Arthropoda; Insecta; Coleoptera; Chrysomelidae
Exons: 2
Coding region: 1-1029 (342 amino acids)
Molecular function (GO): DNA binding
Source: RefSeq, a predicted model, not a curated record